AUGCCUAGAUCUUCACGUACAGGUACGCCUAUUCCCAUAGACACAGAAAUUGAACGGACAGCCAAGCGAUUCAGGAAGCUAGCUAGGCUUGGGAAGGCGCAAGGCGAAUCUUCAAGUUCACCGGUAAUCAACAUCUGGAAGGAUAUUGAAUUACCAUCCGMGUCUGAAAGCGAAGUAGAGGAACUWAAGACGGAAUCUGAGGAAGAAGAGGAGGAAAAUCCGAAGGUCAACAUGGCCGAUGAGCAGACUUUACGUCAAUURGCAACUCAAGACGUUGCUCAAACUCCAAUUUGUAUCAGGUAUCCGACAGGUAAUCAAAACUUUGUUCUUAAGACUGGCUUGGUCCAUCUCUUACCCACAUAUCACGGGUUAGAGAAUGAGGACCCUAAUAAGCAUUUAAAGCAAUUCYAUAUUGUUUGCUUGAGCAUGAAACCGGCCGAGGUCACGGAGGACCUUAUAMAGUUAAAGGCUUUUCCUUUUUCUUUAAAGGACCGGGCUACUGAUUGGUUAUACUCGUUACCUCCUGAUUCGGUAACGACGUGGAACCAAAUGGCGAGGCUAUUUCUAGACAAAUUCUUUCCCGCCUCCCGAGCCGCUAACCUCCGUAGAGAGAUUUGUAGCAUUAAGCAACGAGAUGUUGAAACUCUCCAUGAAUAUUGGGAGAGAUUCAAACAUCUCUGUGUGCGUUGUCCACAACAUGGAAUCUCAGAACAAUUGCUCUUGCAAUACUUUUAUGAGGGUCUCCUACCUAUGGAUAGGAAGAUGAUUGAUGCCGCCAGUGGCGGUGCCAUGUUCAAUAAGACCCCAACUGAGGUUAGAGCUUUAAUCACUACCAUGGCUGAGAAUUCCCAACAAUUUAGUGUGAGGAAUGAUAUGAGGAGAGAGCCCACAAAGGCCAAUGAGAUAAACGUCGCGAGCAUUGAGAGUCGUUUGUUUGAUCUUACUAACUUGGUCAAACAGCUUGUAGUUGAUAAAGAACAAGAUGUGUUGGUGACGGCCGAAAAUGUGAACGCUAUAGGAGGUUAUCAAGGUCAGCCACAACCACAACAAAGAUUCUUCAACAACAAUUUUGGCAACCAAAGACCUCCUCAAUUUCAGAAUUUCGUGCAAAGGCCACCACAACAACAGUUUCAGCAAAGAACACCUUUCAAUCCGAAUCAAGCUACUUCUAGUAGCCCAGGUAUGUCUCUUGAAGAUAUUGUCAAGAGUUUAGCUGCUAAUACUCUUCAAUUCCAACAGAAAACAGAGGCAAGCAUUCAAAAUUUGGGAGCUCAAAUGACGCAACUUGCCACUUCCGUGAGCCGGUUGGAAUCUCAAGGAAAGUUGCCUUCCCAAACGGAGACAAACCCGAAACAGAAUGUAAGUGCAAUUGUCUUGAGGAGUGGGAAGGAACUUGAAGAACCAAAUAUGGCAAAGAGUAGGGAAGUGGAGAAAGAGCAAGAGGUAAGCCCGAAACCUAUUCAAGAUAAGAAACAAUCGGGAUCCACUGACGAUGUAAGUGAGAAAGCAAAGGUAAUUCCACCUCCUUUUCCUAYGCGUUUUCAAAUGUCUAACAAAGCUAGAGAGGAAAAGGAAAUCUUAGAAACUUUUAGGAAGGUCGAGGUAAAUAUUCCUCUUUUAGACGCAAUCAAGCAAUCCCUCGUUACGCUAAGUUUUUGA
Molecule: messenger RNA, 1659 nt
Organism: Cynara cardunculus var. scolymus (artichoke)
Lineage: Eukaryota; Viridiplantae; Streptophyta; Magnoliopsida; Asterales; Asteraceae
Exons: 2
Coding region: 1-1659 (552 amino acids)
Source: RefSeq, a predicted model, not a curated record